AUGUCUCCGCCGCCGUCAGACCGGGAUGAAGAGUCCUUGCAAGAUGCUUCGACCAAGUUGGUCAAGAACAGCGCAUACUUCAGCCGCUACCAGGUGAAGUACAAGCGCCGCCGAGAGGGUAAAACCGACUACUACGCCCGCCGCCGCCUCACGUCCCAGGCCAAGAACAAGUACAACGCACCAAAGUACCGCCUCGUCGUCCGAUUCACCAAGCGCGACAUCAUCUGCCAGAUCGUCACCUCUGAGAUCACCGGCGACAAGGUCUUCUGCGCCGCCUACGGACACGAGCUCAAGCGUUAUGGUGUCACCCACGGCAUCACCAACUGGGCGGCCGCCUACUGCGUCGGGCUCCUGAUCGCUCGCCGCGCCCUCACCAAGCUCAAGCUCGACGACACCUUUGAGGGUGUGGAGGAAGCCGAUGGAGAGUACACCAUGACCGAGGCGGCUGAAGUAGAUGGCGAGACCCGUCGUCCGUUCAAGGUGUUCCUCGAUGUCGGCCUCGUCAAGACCAGCACCGGUGCCCGUGUCUUCGGCGCCAUGAAGGGUGCCUCCGACGGCGGUCUCUACGUCCCACACUCCGAGAAGCGCUUCCCCGGCUACGACAUCGAGACGAAGGAGCUGGAUGCCGAGACCCUGCGCAAGUACAUCUUCGGCGGCCACGUUGCGGAGUACAUGGAGACGCUUGCCGACGACGACGAGGAGCGCUACAAGAGUCAGUUCCAGGGCUACAUCGACGACGAGAUCGAGGCGGAUGGGCUUGAGGAGCUCUACGCUGAUGCGCACAAGCAAAUCCGCGAGGACCCGUGGAAGAAGGAUGAGGAUGAGGGCGAGAAGAAGUCGAAGGAGUACUGGAAGGAGGAGAGCAAGAAGUACCGCAGCAAGAAGCUCACCAAGGAGGAGAGGGAUGCUCGCAUCCAGGAGAAGAUCAAGUCGCUUGCCGAUGAGGUUUAA
Messenger RNA from Saxophila tyrrhenica, 951 nucleotides. RefSeq names its product 60S ribosomal protein L5 (gene RPL5). NCBI's taxonomy places the organism in Eukaryota, Fungi, Ascomycota, Dothideomycetes, Mycosphaerellales, Extremaceae. The coding region runs from base 1 to 951 and encodes 316 amino acids. Gene Ontology annotation, biological process: translation; ribosomal large subunit assembly. Gene Ontology annotation, cellular component: cytosolic large ribosomal subunit; ribosome. The transcript has 3 exons. The record is from RefSeq and is a predicted model, not a curated record. Gene Ontology annotation, molecular function: 5S rRNA binding; structural constituent of ribosome.